AUGGCUGCCACCUCUGCGAAGCCAACUCUGCCGGCCCUCAAGACGCCCGUGUCGGCCACGUACCCGUCGGAGCUGCGCAGCCCGCAGGUUGCCACGCCGUCGAUUGUCAAGCGCGAGGAGGGCGAGAAGACGCCCAUCACGCCGCCCGCCGCCUACGUCGAUUUCCUCAAGGCCCUCUCGCCUGCCCUCAUGAGCCCCAUGCCCACCGGCACCAGCACCAAAUUCACCUUCGAGGAGAGACCGCCGACGUCACGGACGUCGUCAGCCUCGUCGGCAACCACCUUCACUUCGACCUCGUCUGCUGCCGACAAGCCCGCCUCGCCCGCCUCAUCCAGCGGCUCGCCGCCGCCUGACGAGACCAAAGCCGCCGACGCUGCGAAGACGGCGGCAACCGAGAUGCGCGUCACCAUCCCCCCACCAUCGCCUUUCGUUCGGCCCAUGUCUGCGCGGACCCCACGCCUGCUCAUCCCGCAGAGUCCCUUCUCUCCCGCCCUGCGCACCCCUCUGAGCGCGCGCUCGCUGCACUCGCCCUACAGCGCAACCAUGAGCCCUGGCGCGUGGAGCCUGGACGCCAAGACCAAAGACACGCGCGCAGUCAGCGUGCGCCAGGUCGUCACUCGCACCGUCACCUACACCCGCACCCCGGUCGAUGCUGGACAUGUCGCCCCUCUGGACCCUGCGCCCAAGGGCAAGCGGAGACGAAUCAAGUAG
This is a messenger RNA of Lasiodiplodia theobromae, 711 nucleotides long. RefSeq lists its product as uncharacterized. The record is from RefSeq and is a predicted model, not a curated record. The coding region runs from base 1 to 711 and encodes 236 amino acids. The transcript has a single exon. Lineage: Eukaryota; Fungi; Ascomycota; Dothideomycetes; Botryosphaeriales; Botryosphaeriaceae.